CUUUCUAAGAAUUUAUUUUUGAAAAAAACGGAUCUCCUUUUCAUUUCCCUCCCCUGUUUUUUUAUCACUUACUCCAACGUUCGAAUCCUUCUUACCAGAGAAACCUACAGAUAGUCCCUCCCCACACCGCAGUGCCUAAACCCAAAUCUAGUCCAAUUUGCGGUUAUUCAAUUCAAAUGCAAGAUUUUAUCGGUUCAGUUCGCCGAUCUUUGGUCUUCAGACCGACCGGGGAAUUGGACGAUGGCGGUAGUGGCUUUGGGGGGUUCGUGGAGAAGAUCGGUUCCAGCAUCCGAAAGUCAAAAAUAGGAAUUUUCUCCAAGACUCAGUUGCCUGCUUUGCCACCGAUCUCCAAAACAGAGCAUAUGAAGUCCAGGAAAGACGACGCGCCUCCAAUCCGGUGGCGGAAAGGGGAAAUGAUAGGUUGCGGCGCUUUUGGGAGAGUUUAUAUGGGGAUGAAUCUCGAUUCUGGGGAAUUGAUUGCUGUAAAGGAGGUCUCAAUUGCAGCCAGCAGUGCUUCGAGAGAGAGAGCGCAAGCUCACAUUCGAGAGCUUGAGGAAGAAGUCAAUUUACUAAAGAAUCUCUCACAUCCAAACAUUGUGAGGUAUUUAGGAACUGCAAGAGAGGAGGGGUCCUUAAAUAUAUUGUUAGAAUUCGUUCCAGGUGGCUCAAUUUCAUCUCUUUUAGGAAAGUUUGGAUCUUUUCCAGAACCUGUCAUACGAAUGUACACAAAGCAAUUGUUGAUUGGACUGGAGUAUUUGCACAAAAAUGGAAUUAUGCAUAGAGAUAUAAAGGGAGCAAACAUUCUUGUGGAUAACAAAGGCUGCAUUAAACUUGCGGAUUUUGGUGCAUCAAAGAAAGUCGUUGAAUUAGCCACUAUGACAGGGGCCAAGUCAAUGAAAGGUACUCCAUAUUGGAUGGCUCCUGAAGUUAUUCUCCAGACUGGGCAUAACUUCUCUGCUGACAUAUGGAGUGUUGGCUGUACUGUAAUUGAAAUGGCUACCGGCAGGCCUCCUUGGAGCGAACAAUAUCAGGAGGUCGCUGCACUCUUUCAUAUAGGGACCACUAAAUCUCAUCCCCCCAUUCCUGAACAUCUAUCAGCUGCAGCCAAAGAUUUCUUACUAAAAUGUUUACAGAAGGAACCGAACCUAAGAUCUACAGCAUCUGAUUUGCUGCAGCAUCCAUUUGUUACGGGAGUAUAUCAUGAAAGUCAUCCUGGUUCAAACAAUUCAUUUAUGAACAAUGCUGGGAACAAGACAACAGCUCAGAAGAUGGAUGUUAAGAAAUCAUUGAACUCUGAUAUAAGAAUUUCUUGCAAUGGUUUGAAAGAUGUUUGCAAAGGGGACAGUGUGAGGUGCUCGACUAUAUAUCCUGAGAAGUUUGCUGGAAAAGAGUCACUUUGGAAGCCAAGGAAUUCUGAUGAUGAUGAUGAUGAUAUGUGUCAGAUUGAUUUUGAAGACGAUCCUCUUGUUAGUGAAUCUAUGGACUAUGCAACUAAAUUGCCUUCCUAUGAUCCGAACAAGAGUUUCAAUCCUAUGUGUGAGCCUGAUGAUUGGGAAUGCAAAUAUGGUGGAAGUUCUGAAUUGGAAAGGAGUCCAGAUGAUAUUGUAUCCAGUCAACCUAAUAAUGAACUUAACAAUAGCCCCAUAUCUUUUGAUAUGCAAAGCGGAUUCACAUUUCCAUGUGGGCAAUCUGUAGGUGAGGAUGAUGAUGAAGCGACUGAAUCGAAAAUUAGGGCAUUCCUUGAUGAAAAGGCACUUGAUCUGAAGAAGCUGCAAACACCUCUAUAUGAAGAAUUUUAUAAUUCUAUGAAUGCAUCCUGCACAUCGAGUCCAGCCAGUAACAAGGAAAAUACUCCAAAUAAUUUAAAUUUACCUCCUAAAGGAAAAUCACCCAAACGCUUCCUUAGCAGGAGGCUUUCUGCUGCUGUUGAGAUUGCAGGAAAUUCCAGUACAGUUUGUUCAAAACGGAUAUCAAACAUUGGUGGUUUAAAUGAGGCUACACAGGAUGCCCAAUCACCCAGACUUGGCGAACUUAAAGAACUCAUUUUAGAGUCACAGCCAGAGCCAAUCAAUCCAAGUGACUCUGAGAUUAGAAAGAAAUGGGAGGAAGAACUUGGUGAAGAAAUCGAGAGAACACGAGAGAUUAUGCGCCAAGCUGGUGUGCUAAAGACAUCGUCCCCCAAAGACCGAGCAGUGAGCCGGUUCAAAGAUCGGCUGAGGUUUGCAUCUCCGGGUUUAUGAAAUGCUCAAUGGGAACAGCUUAAGUUUUUGAAGCUUAUAAAAAAUAUUUCACGCUGGCACACUCUGGUCCUAAAUGGUUCACCCAAUCUGGUGUAAGCGAUUUUCUCUAGAGGAACGAUAAUGACGGCCAGCCUUGUGUCCGCUUGGUACACAUUUCAUCCAUAGAACACAAGGGGGAAAGAGCAUGGAGAAUCACAUGUUUUCCUCUUCAUUUUCCAUUUUUCAGUACAUAUUCUUAUGCAUGUAUUGUCAUCACGACAUCACCUUGAGAGCAAUUUAUAUACCAGUCUUCAAGAGCUUUAAUUAAGCUUGGUGACUAUUGUAUUCUAAAAGUAUUGUAACUAACUCUUUAUAUGUAUUGUUUCUCUUCCCUCUUGCUUUUUUCAGAAGCUCUAAAGCAUGUGGUUUGUUAUGAGUUUAAUAUUGGGAUUUGAUGGGC
Cuscuta epithymum is the source of this 2679-nucleotide messenger RNA. Lineage: Eukaryota; Viridiplantae; Streptophyta; Magnoliopsida; Solanales; Convolvulaceae. The record is from the annotation of a GenBank genome assembly.